AUGUAUAGAGUCAUUGAUUCAAGUAGGAAAUUAGGCUAUAGGUUCAAAUGCGCGGAUGGCCAUAGAAUGAAUCCAAACAAAAAUACUCUUUUGGAAUAUGUUCAUGUUGCUGGAGAAUUAGGGUGCAAUAAAAUCGUACAGAUGAUUUAUUUGUGGCUAACUAAUUCCGAUACAGCAACAAUCCAACGAGAGGUGAAUAUAUCUACAGAAACAGCGGUUGCUUAUACUGAAUAUUUAAGGGAUGUAGCUACUAAAAUAAUGAACCAUGACUACCUAAUGAUCGGCAAUGAACACGAUAUCGGGAAAGUAUAUGAGACUCAUUUGUUCAGAGCUAAAUACAACGUUGGACGUGUUAUGGCAUAG
Molecule: messenger RNA, 363 nt
Organism: Macrosiphum euphorbiae (potato aphid)
Lineage: Eukaryota; Metazoa; Arthropoda; Insecta; Hemiptera; Aphididae
Source: the annotation of a GenBank genome assembly